Myxozyma melibiosi is the source of this 876-nucleotide messenger RNA. Its product is annotated as putative centromere protein Cse4. Gene Ontology annotation, cellular component: nucleosome. The transcript is spliced from 2 exons. Gene Ontology annotation, molecular function: DNA binding; structural constituent of chromatin; protein heterodimerization activity. Bases 105 to 572 code for a protein of 155 amino acids. The record is from RefSeq and is a predicted model, not a curated record. Lineage: Eukaryota; Fungi; Ascomycota; Lipomycetes; Lipomycetales; Lipomycetaceae.
GAUUUACGAGCCUGAGUCUAUCGACUACUCUUGAUCUAUCCCACAUUUUCAUUCUCAGUCGAACUAGAAGGUCUCUACCCGUCCAUCCGGGAAGUAAUUACAACAUGCCUCCUCGACGAAACCCAACCAGUCCCGCGCGUCCGCGGGCGCGAAAGAGCUCUUCGGGCGCUUCGAAAUCCCGCUCUGCAAAGACAUUACCGUCUAAAAGACCAAGUACGGCCGGCACACAACCUGGCGAACCCGUCAUCCGGGCAAGAAAAAUCCGGUAUAAACCCGGUACUGUCGCUUUACGCGAAAUCCGAAAAUACCAAAAAACGACCGAUCUCUUGAUGCGCAAACUGCCCUUUGCGCGAGUAGUGCGUGAGGUUGCUCAUGAUUUCUACUCUGGCGACGAGGGCCUUCGGUUCCAGUCGGUUGCGAUUCUCGCGCUUCAGGAAGCGGCGGAGGCGUACUUGGUGCACUUGUUUGAAGAUACAAAUCUGUGCGCUAUACAUGCCAAGCGUGUGACUAUAAUGCAAAAGGACAUCCAGCUAGCCAGGAGAAUCCGGGGUGCGUGGGGAGGCCUGGGUUGAGUAUGUGUCUUUUGAAGUAGCUGUUAGGUCUAUUGUCUGUUUUUCUUUUUUCCUUUUCUUAUCUCUAUUUUUUAUCAUUUGUGUAAUUCUACUGGGUGUUUUCGUUUUCUUCUGUAACAAUUAGGGCCUGAUAUUGGAAGUUCUUUACACGUAAUCCUAUAAUUUAUUCGCCAGCAAAGUCCAAGCCAUAAAUUUGACGGACGCUAAGAGAGAGUCAGAGUAGUCCGGCAGUCCGGAGCUCUUUAGAUAUCAUCUAUAGUAUUAAACUAUCAACUAGCAGAACACAGCAGAGAUUUCCUAAAUU